Molecule: messenger RNA, 5449 nt
Organism: Camelus dromedarius (Arabian camel)
Lineage: Eukaryota; Metazoa; Chordata; Mammalia; Artiodactyla; Camelidae
Gene: SMAD9
Product: SMAD family member 9
Exons: 5
Coding region: 775-2067 (430 amino acids)
Biological process (GO): anatomical structure morphogenesis; cell differentiation; SMAD protein signal transduction
Cellular component (GO): heteromeric SMAD protein complex
Molecular function (GO): RNA polymerase II cis-regulatory region sequence-specific DNA binding; DNA-binding transcription factor activity, RNA polymerase II-specific; I-SMAD binding
Source: RefSeq, a predicted model, not a curated record
GGUGAGCUUAUUAGCGAUCCUGAUUUUUCUCUUUUUCAUUUCUGUACAUUUUGUACAAUGAGGAUGGAUCACUUGUGCAGACUGUAACUGAGAAAGAAGAAGCAUAAGUCUGUUGAGGAAAGAUCACAAAGGCCCAGGAAACCCAGGCAGAAACGUUUAUACUUGGGAAACCAGGGAGCCACUGUGAUUUCUCUUACAGGAAAAUGGCUUGUUAAACCUUCUAUUGGGGAGUAAGUGGAUUAGAAUUGGCAGAGAGGAGCUGCUUCAGAGGUGACGCAGUAAUUAAGGGGAGAGGUGAGGUGGGGUGGGGCUCAGAUAUUGGCAGAAAAGGAAAGGAAGUUUCAAAACCUGAAAGCCAUUUCAAAGGCAGAAUUACCAGGACUUAGAUAUAUGGAAUAAAGGAGAGGAAAGAAUCAGAGAUAACUAAGGGUUUUCAAGUCCAAAACAUCUGAAGAAUGUUUUCUCUCUUACAUCCAACCUUUAACCUAUUCUGAAAAUUAUCCUAAUUAACUGAAGUCAUAUAUAUAUUUGUUUGUUUGUUUGUUUCAGAGUUAGCCAGCCCAUUCCAGGGCUUUAGGAGAAAGUCAACACACUUCCCCGCCGGAAUCGAUCCCAGUUAAUUCCAGAAGGAAGGGAAGACCUAUGAUGCCCCUGGAGAGUUGGUACCUAUGACGUCCCAGGAGGCGUCCUUGCUCACUUCCUGGGGGCCCCGCAGGCAGUGAAGGGCAGUGGGUCCAGUUCCCCCGUGCGCUGGACGCCUGUGGUCCUCCUCGUAUGCACUCCAGCACCCCCAUCAGCUCCCUCUUCUCCUUCACCAGCCCAGCAGUGAAGAGACUGCUUGGCUGGAAGCAAGGAGAUGAAGAGGAAAAGUGGGCGGAGAAGGCGGUGGACUCUCUAGUGAAGAAGUUAAAGAAGAAGAAAGGAGCCAUGGAUGAGCUGGAGAGGGCCCUCAGCUGCCCGGGGCAGCCCAGCAAGUGCGUGACCAUUCCCCGCUCCCUGGACGGGCGGCUGCAGGUGUCCCACCGCAAGGGUUUGCCCCACGUAAUUUACUGCCGGGUGUGGCGUUGGCCCGACCUCCAGUCUCACCACGAGCUGAAGCCGCUGGAGUGCUGUGAGUUCCCUUUUGGCUCCAAGCAGAAGGAGGUGUGCAUUAACCCCUACCACUACCGCCGGGUGGAGACGCCAGUGCUGCCUCCUGUCCUGGUGCCAAGACACAGCGAGUACAACCCCCAGCUGAGCCUGCUGGCCAAGUUCCGCAGCGCGUCCCUGCACAGCGAGCCGCCCAUGCCGCACAACGCCACCUACCCCGAGUCUUUCCAGCAGCCUCCGUGUGCCGCCUUCCCGCCCUCGCCCGGGCCCGCCUUCUCGCAGUCCCCCUGCACCGCCGGCUACCCCCACUCCCCGGGGAGCCCUUCCGAGCCCGAGAGCCCCUACCAGCACUCAGAUUUCCGGCCAGUUUGCUACGAGGAGCCGCAGCACUGGUGCUCCGUCGCCUACUAUGAACUGAACAACCGUGUGGGGGAGACGUUCCAGGCCUCCUCCCGAAGCGUGCUUAUCGACGGAUUCACAGACCCUUCAAACAACAGGAACAGAUUCUGUCUUGGACUUCUUUCUAAUGUGAACAGAAACUCAACGAUAGAAAACACCAGGAGACACAUAGGAAAGGGCGUGCAUUUAUACUACGUCGGGGGCGAGGUCUAUGCCGAGUGCGUGAGUGACAGCAGCAUCUUUGUGCAGAGCCGGAACUGCAACUACCAGCACGGCUUCCACCCGGCCACUGUCUGCAAGAUCCCCAGCGGCUGCAGCCUCAAGAUCUUCAACAACCAGCUGUUUGCUCAGCUGCUCGCUCAGUCUGUCCACCACGGAUUUGAAGUCGUCUACGAGCUGACUAAGAUGUGCACUAUCCGGAUGAGUUUUGUCAAGGGUUGGGGAGCCGAGUACCAUCGCCAGGAUGUCACGAGCACCCCCUGCUGGAUUGAGAUCCACCUUCAUGGACCACUGCAGUGGUUGGACAAAGUUCUGACUCAAAUGGGCUCUCCCCACAACCCGAUUUCUUCAGUGUCUUAACGGUCCUGUCUUAAUCCACAUUUCUAUAGAACAGAUGCUGUUGCAGGCAGUGGCUUAUAUCAUUUCAGAUUUGCAACUAACUGAAGUUUCUGAUUACAGGUGUAAAUACAUAUAAUAUGUACUACUCCUAUUUUGUAUCACCAUGUGUUUCGUGCUUUCUGGUUAACUUGGUGCCAGUCCGAUGCGAUUUCAAAAGCAGGUUUGUCCCGCCUAUGUUCUAGUAAGAAGCAGCUUCUUUUCUGGGAGAAAACAAAUGAGAGGCAACUGCGUGGAUAGUAUUUGAAGGGUGUUAGCAGAAUAAAGGCAGCUUUCAGCAGCCGUUUCAUAUAAGGCAUGUUGUGUGGCUAGUCCAGAAAAAAAACAGUAAAAUUGUUCAUGUUGCAGAAAUCAGGAACUUAGCAGCACUAGAGCAAAUAACACUUGAAAACAAAACAAAGCCCUGAGACCCAUAUAAUUUAAAUAACCUCACUUUUAGUGCUACUGGCAAAAAAAAAAAAAAAAAAAAAUCAAGCUUGUAAAAUCAGUUAUGUAAGUCACAUGAACUUUCAUUUCUGAAGUUGAAACACCUGUAACUGGACUCUCGUGCUGAUGUGAAUGGUACAUUCUGAACAGAUUUCAACUGUGAUUGGAAAAGAGAAACUGUGAAGCUGAGGAUCGUGCUGCCUUGUCAUCUACCACUGCAAAAAAAAAAGUCUAAUAUGGGAAGAUAAAUAUGAAAAUAGCAUGAAAUGAGCCAUGUUCCCAAAUUGCAAAAUAAGAGCAGAACGUAGUCCACAAAUCACCCACGGAGGUGCCUGCUUUCCACGUGGGAGAUCAGGUUCCUGUGUCCCUGGUGGUUCAUGUCAGGCAGCUCUGCAGCCUUCGGAGUCUGCAGCCGUGUGUGUGAGUCUCGUGUGCAGGAGGAGCAGGUGAAGUACGAGCACUGGACAGAAGCACCAGAUGUUUACUGAUACCACCCCACAGUCCCACGUUAAGUAUCUAGGUGAGGGCACUCUUUUUGCCACACUUUCCUCACAUAUUGGCAAAUAUUAUUUACAGAUUACCAAAAUCAUGUGAUGAAGCCUUUGAGAAAAUCUAGACACACUGCUAGCAUCAAAUUUAUGAGUUAUCCAAUGUAAUGUCUCUAUUGAUUAAAUCACCUGCUGACCACAUCUGGUAGCCUGUUGUAAAGCUACAGCCUCAAACCUGGAAAUAACUUCCCAAAUAAAAUAAUAAUUUCAUAAUCCUUAUCAUUUCUGGGGAACAGUGGUACUGAGUAACAGGACUUUGAGUGAAUAUGUACACAAAAUCCAAAACCUGUUCUUAUUUACCCUUGGAUGAUAAAGAGAGAAUUCCCCAAAUUUCUAGGUACUUUCCACCCACCAAAAACUGCAUUGCUUGGAAAAAUAUUUCACAUCCUCUUAAAAAUGUAUAAUUUAAGAAGGUAAUUAUGCUUGUAACAGACGGUACUUCAGUGAUCCAAGAGGUUUCUUCAUUUAUACAAUUCUGUCUCAUCUCUUUCUAGCAUUAGUGCACAUAGUAGUCGUUUCUCGUUAAAUUGUAUUCAAGGUAGGAAUGAUCGUGUGAAAAAGAUGUGUGAGUGAGCUGGUACUGUCACAUCCUGUAAUGACUAGUGUUAUCUAAUAGAAGCUUUCUAUAUACAAUAGAAAAUAUUACAUUUUACACUAAAGCUAGGUGGUCCAUUUAGCAUUUAGAAACCCCCCAUGGUGUACUGGUUUAUCAACUAUGUGUUGUGCACUUGUAUGUACCGGGCACAGUGUUCGGUACUGUGGAAUCAAACGCAAACGAGACCGUCCCAGCCCUCUGGAGCUGAGAGUCUAGUAGUAAAUCUGUAGAACCAACUUCAUGUUUUUGAACUUUUAAAACAAAACAAAACAGGCGAUUUUUCUUUUGCUUGAAAAAAAUGGAAUUGAUUUCUUAAUCAGCUCUAUUUCGAAACAGAUUUCCCUUCUCUUCUGAGCAGUCAGGUAAUGGAUGAAGACUUCCUUGGAAAAAUGCUGCUUUUCUUCUGUGUCUCAAGGCUGGGUUUUUUUUUUUGCUUUUUGUCUCCUUUUGCUUCUUUGUUUACCAGUAAUUCCCCAUCUCCCCUCUUCUUGGAAAAGGCGUUAAUAUGGUGAAGUCUUCCUCAUAUGAGUACUGUUGCAUGAAAGCGCAUUAGAUACACUGAUUUUUUGCUCCAGAGAUCAAACAGGGCUUUUUCAAUCUCUCCAUAAGUGGUCAAACUCAUCCUUUGGUAAUCUUAUACCUUUACAGAAUUAAUCGGUAAUGGUUGCUUAUAAACUACAUUAAAAAAAAAACACUUUGGAUUUUUCAUGCAGCUUUGAGAAACUAGGACAGAACAUCCCAGUGAACCUGAAUUGUUUCUCGAAAAAUAAAUGGUUAAAGUGGUACAUGUGCGCCAUCACUAGCCCAGUCUCAGCAGAAGCCUUUAUUAGGGGACAUGAAAUUCAGAGAAUUUAGAAUUGAUGAGAAGUUAACCCUUCAGUCAUUGUAACGUUUUCACGUUUUAACCAGACGUUGGAAUUUUUUACUGGCAAGGAUUGUCAAAAAUUGUAAUGCAGUAUUUGAGUUCAGGCUUCUGUAUGUGCUCAUUUAGCAUUCACUCCCUGAGGAAAACAAUCUAAAAAAAUGUCAUAGCAUUUCUUCUGUAGGAUAACUGGCAACGUGGAUGCGCUAAGCUGUUAACUGCAUCAGCAGUGCCAAACAUGUUUCAGGUUGCCACGGACAAGGGUCAUGCAAUAGAGAAUAAUAACCUGGCCUGCUCACAAGACCCAGAACAUUGUGUUGUUCAAGCCUGUUUUUUUUUGUUGUUAUUUUUCCUGUUAAAAAACUGAGAUGUGAAAAGUUUGUUUUAGUCAUUAGAUGAUAUUUUAAUACCUGCCAGUGCUUUGGAACUGUAAAGAUGUCACUUUCCAAUACAUUUCCUUUAUGUUUGUUUGUUUGUUUUUUUGUUUUUUAACAGUAUAAGUCAGAAAAAGUUGGACAACAAACUAGCAUUUAGAAUCUCCUUUUCUUUGUUUUCUAAGGAACUGAAUACCCCAUCACAGCAACAAAAGCAUUUUAUAAAUACCACUUGCUAGACUUUAAGCACCGGCUUAACUCUAUGUCCCAAAUAUUCGGUGUAUAUAGUCAACAAAUAAAGCAAAAUAUAACACACAUUCCAGAUUUUGUCUUUUCCUGUUAUGGAUUUAACAGCUGAGCUGUAUGACAAGAUUAGGCGAUCCUGGCAUAUGUUAAGUUCAAAUUAAUGUAAAACAAACAAAAAAGAAACUUUCUAUAUAAGUAAUGUUUUUGUUUACUAUAGCUAGGCUUCAGUUAUCCUUCAAAUGCACACUUACACUGUUAUCUGAUUGUUUAUAAUAAAGAAUGCUAUACCUAUACA